Magnolia sinica is the source of this 1271-nucleotide messenger RNA. Its product is annotated as triphosphate tunnel metalloenzyme 3. NCBI's taxonomy places the organism in Eukaryota, Viridiplantae, Streptophyta, Magnoliopsida, Magnoliales, Magnoliaceae. The transcript has 2 exons. Bases 105 to 815 code for a protein of 236 amino acids. The record is from RefSeq and is a predicted model, not a curated record.
CUGCAAAACGACCCCUUAUCAUGGGCAUCCGUAGAUGAACGGUCUAGAUCAUCACAGCGUGCCGCAUAAAUUCUUCCACAGAUUGGAAGAUAUAUGGUCCCAACAUGAGGAUCUCAUUUCAUUGGAAUCCUAUUCCUCCCAGGAGUUGGAUUUCUCUCCUUAACCGUUCCUACUCUCCCAAAACAUCAAACAACUUCCCUUCCGCAAUGGAAGUAGAAGUGAAGCUUCGUCUCCCAGACUCAGCCGCCCAUCAGAAGCUCUCAGAUGUUCUCUCAUCCGUCCAUCUCAAGACCCACCUCCAAGAAAACAUCUUCUUCGACGGGCCCACCUCCCAGCUCUCCUCCCAGCUCGCCGCCCUCCGCCUCCGCUUCUACGACCAGGAUUCCCGCUGCGUCGUCUCCCUCAAAGCUCGUCCCUCUAUCGUCGAUGGCAUCAGCCGCGUCAGCGAGGACGAGGAGGAGAUGGACCCUGCCAUUGGCCGAGCCUGCGUUUCCGAGCCCUGGCGCCUCUCAUCCGUUGAUUCCAGGAUCCUCAAGAGGGUUAGGGAGGAAUUUGGGUGCGGCAACGUGGAAUUGGUGUGCCUCGGUGGGUUCCGGAAUGUGCGGGCUGUGUAUGAAUGGGAGGGGCUGACGCUGGAGCUUGACGAGACGCAGUACGAGUUCGGGACGAGCUACGAGAUCGAGUGCGAGAGCACGGAUCCCGAUAGGGCGAAGCGGAUGCUAGAGGAUCUGCUCGGGAGGAACGGGAUCCCGUACAUGUACUCAGAGGUGUCGAAGUUCGCUGUCUUCCGGUCCAGGAAGCUUCCCCAGUUCUGAAAAUUGAUUGAAGCAAUGGUUCCUUAAUUACCCACAGCCCGUUUCGUGUUUUGCACCAGUAUUUUUCUUGCUACCAGAUUCCUUUCCAUGGCUGGUGAUAUGGAUUUGAGUUUUUGUGAGUCAGUCAACUUCAAAAUAUGUUAGGGUCAUUUGGCUUUUGGUUCUUCUCCAAACUUGUGGUGAUGAAGGUGGCUGCAGAAAGGUGAAAUAAGGAUGAAUUGAGUGGGAAGUUUAAUUGAUGGAAGGUUUUGCAGGAUCAGAUAAAUUUAUUAAUAGCUGUUACAACUACUAAUCAUCAUUAAGGUAUUUAAGACCAUUAUGUAACGGCUGUGUAACAGUGGAAACGUUGUGUUAUGAGGACGUAAUGGCCGUUAUGGAAAAAAAUGGCCCGUAACGGCCGAUACGGGGCCAAUACAGUUUUUUCUUAAAUAAAAAAAACCAUAUACCAUUAUUGAA